GUUUAUUCCGGAGUGUCAGCACGGCAAUUAUCAAAGCUUUAAACGAAAUGAAAGUAACAUUAAUUUUUACAUUUUGAUAUUACAAAAAUAAAAAUUAUUAUGGUUGUGUGUAGGUUUUUUCUACAAGGUAACUGCAGAUAUGGAAAUAAUUGUUGGAAUGAACAUCCAAGUGGCGGAAAUCAGGGUUAUAGUGUGACAGCUCAGAGACAGUUGUUUGGUGGUGGUGGUGGUGGUGGCGGGAGAAGAGGGGGAGGUGGAGGGGGAGGACAGAAGGUGUCAUUUAGAGAUUCGUUUGGUCAAUCUCAAAAUCAGAAUCCGUAUCGCUGGCUUUCCCAGGAUGCACAGCAACAACAACAACAACAACAACAGGGUAGAAAUGCUGCAGCUAAUACACAGCAGAUGUCAGCUGCUGAUAUUGUGAAAGGACUGGCAGUGGAAGUUGCUCAGACAUGGGAAGGCGGGAAUAUGUGGCCAUUUUCUUGUCUAGGUUUUGAGAAGGAUUUGCCUAGUUUACCAGGUUUUAUGGAUAUUUCACCGGAGGAAAUGAGACUUGAAGCUUAUGAAGCCUUGAAAUCAGGAAAUAUUCAACCAUAUGUACAGAAACUGGAGGGAGCAUUUAAUCAACUGAAUACACAGAGACAAGAGUUAAAAAAUCCAAAUUUAUCGUUGAAACAGAAAUUGAUUUCAUUUAUAGAUGACUGUCGGAGGAAGAAAAAUUCAGGGUCGGGUGGAGCAGUAUCGUUAUUUAGUGAUUCAAACUCGGGAGAUCUAUUUGGAAGUAGCAACAGCGGAGGACUGUUUGGUUCAAGUACAACUGGUACCCAGCCAAGUUCUGGGCUGUUUGGUCAGCCACCAGCAUUUCCUGACCCAGGGAACCAAUCUGUCUUUGGCCAAUCUGGUGCACAGUCAGUUUUUGGCCAAACUGGUGCACAGUCUGGUUUUGGUCAAACUGGUUCUCAAUCUUUAUUUGGACAGAGCAGUUCCCAGUCUACAUUUGGUGAGACUGGUACACAACAGCCAGGGUUAGGACAGACUGGCUCAUUAUUUGGACAAGGUGCUUUUGGGCAAAGUACACAAUCAGGAAGUGCAUUUGGACAAAGUGGAUUUGGUCAGGCUGCAGCUAGUACUUUUGGCCAAAAUCAAACUCCGACAGCGGGUUUAUUCGGUAAACCAGCAGACAAUUCAUCUUUUGGUGCAGCAAGUUUUAGUACCCCACAACCCACAGGUGCCUCAGGAUCUUUAUUCCAAGCAUCUACACCCUUUACACAAUCAAGUGCACCUGCUAAAAAUUUGUUUGGAAACACAGUGACAGUUGUUCCCCCUGAAUCAGGAUUUGGCAGUGCGUCAGCCGCAGAAAAUCAACCAGUCCAGCAAGCUCAGGCAUCAGGGGAGACAACUUCUGUUUAUACUCCAUUAGACAAAUUGACAGCCGAAGAAUUAGAACAUUUUAAAGCACCAAUGUUUUCUCUUGGAUUUAUUCCUACAAAACCACCUCCUAGAGAACUGUGUUUAUAAGAGUUGGAAAAAGUAAAAAAUGAAUGAUAUUGUAAUCUAUUUGAAAAAGGCAUACCAUCUUCUAACUGUAUUUCAUAUAUUGAUGAAAUUUAAUGUAUUAUCAAAAACACUUUGAGUCUUAUUUUAAAAUGCCAUUAUAAUAUUGUAAGACUGUGCCAUAGUGGAAUGCUUCAACCAAAGAAUUUUGCAGUUAAAAAAUUAUACAUAGUUACUAUGCCCCUGACAAACACAGUUAAAGUAGGUAUAUAGAAAUUGCUCUUUAAAUUAUUAAAUAUGUCAAUUUUCCUGUCAGUCUGUGGCAUAUAAUUUUGUUUGUAGUAUAACAUAUAGGAGGUACCACGUUUAUGUGAAGUCUUCAUGGGGGAUAAGAGCAUGAAUCAUGACUUAAAUUCACAAUAAUUUUUUAAUAAGAGUUAUUGUCCUCUGCUAUAUUAUAUAAUCUUCUCAUUUUAUCUGCUGCAUUAUUGAAGAAGUUGAAGCUUUAUCAGUAUGAAAUUUCAACAGUCCACUCAGUGACCCUGGGUCUUUCACAUUCUUCUUUAUUUGAAAGGACUUAAAUUGUUCAUAAAAUUUAACUGUACAUGUAUUUACUGCUAAAUGAACAUUUGCAAUUGUAAGAAGAAAUGAAAAUUAACAGUUUAUAACAUGACAUUAACUUCAUCAGCAAUAUUUGUGAUUUAAAAUUGUCAUCACAUCUGGAAGUGUUUGAUUCCCAACCAGAUAUCACCAUUUUAGAUAAAAAAAUUUUUAAUGUUUUGUAAGUUGGUAAAAUUUCUUAUAUUUAAAUUUAUUGGCAACAUUGUAAAAACUAUAUAACUUUGAAAAAGAAUACAAAUGAUAAUAGUUUGUAAAGUUGUCAUUUAAAUUAAAUGUAAAGCUGCUAGAAUAUAAGGUGAUUAAUCCCUUUGGUAUGUCUGUACAGCGUUACCAGGCUUCAUAACUGUUGGUAGCAAAACUUUUGUAGUUUUGAUAUUAAUGUACUUUAAAUGGACUGAUUCAAAUUUAAAAUUGUAUAAAUCAUUCACAUAAAUUCUGCAGUUUAUGGGUAAGAGGUGAAAAUUCCAAAUGUAAGUUUUUAUACCAUAAUUUUGUAUUAAGUCCAUAAUUGAUAAUCUUUAAUGAUAGCUUUAAAGCUGCAUGCCUGAAGAUGAGCCAAACUAUUUCGAAAAAAUAAAACUUGAGAAAAAUGUACAUGUACUAAGAUUUUAAGAAAAGUAAAACAAUUCAAGUAAUAAUUUACAUGUUGUGUGUGAUUAAUGACUGAUUUUGUAGUAUUUAUCACUAUUAUAUUUCUACUGCAAGGGCUAUUUUGGCCUUUAUUUGGUAAUAUAUGUGGAUUGUAAAUGCUGAUUUGCAAUGUGAAAAUUACUUUCUUCAUUCGCUUCACAGUAUUUUACUUUUCAAUAUAUUUUCAAAAUUUUCAUGAAAAUAAGCAUGAAUUUGAAGGCAUACUGCUUUAAGUAUCUCUAGAUGUACAUUUAAUGUAGAAAUUAUGUUAAUGAAGCAGAAUGUUAUUUUUAAAAAAAGAUAAAUGUAAUUGGGAAGAUAUUUGCUAUAUUUAUGAAAAUUUAAUGAUUAUGUUGAUAUAUGUACGGCAUUAAAUUUUAUUUUUUCAAACAAAUAUUUGUCAGUGUAAGCACUUCUUCCAGUUUUGGUUAACACCAUUCUAAGGAAUGGAUGUCAAGUGAGCUAUCUAAGGCCAUCAUGGCUCUCUUGUAGCUUUAUAAGAGGAGGAAGUCCUGAAGGAUGAAGCAGUGAAUAUUAUUAUACGAAUAACCAGGCACCUAAAUAAUUAAUAGAUUAAUUAUGUGAUGAUAAUUUAUUGUUAAUCUUUAAAGUUUCCAUGUGAUCCUCAUACCCUGAUUCCUCAGUAAAAUUACAUAACCUAAAAAUAUUGUUAAGUUAUAUAACCUAUAAAUUCUUAUGAAUGAUAGAGCCUAUAAUCUUUAUAAAUUAUUUGAUUUAAAUUGUUAUAAUAAUUAUAAUGAACUAAAGAUCCUUAUGAAUUAUGUAACUUGAAAAUUCUUAUAAAUUAUAUAACCUUAAAUUAUCAUUGAUUAUAUAACCUUAAAAAAAGCAUAUGCCUUUGAUAACAAUGAUAUAUUUUGAUGCAUUAUUCACAACUUAUGUAACAUAGCAUCCUAUUCUACUUAUGUGGCAUAUUUUCCAACUCAUUUGUAUGUUAAUUUGCAGAAUUAACAACUUUAUUGAUCGUUUAAAUGUCUGUUAAAUCACAUAAAACUUGUACAUAUCAUUUUCACAAAUCAAAGUCUGAAUAUUUAAAAUGAAACAGAGGCGAAAUUGAAGAGAGGCAACAAGUUUUUUUUCCAAGUACAAUUGAUAGGAAUAAAUUCAUAUUUUGAUUUUAUGGUUUUGAACUGUAAUAGGAUGUGUGAUUGAAUGUGCCAAAAUAAUCUUUUGAACCUG
Molecule: messenger RNA, 3942 nt
Organism: Ruditapes philippinarum (Manila clam)
Lineage: Eukaryota; Metazoa; Mollusca; Bivalvia; Venerida; Veneridae
Product: nucleoporin NUP42-like
Exons: 8
Coding region: 100-1515 (471 amino acids)
Molecular function (GO): metal ion binding
Source: RefSeq, a predicted model, not a curated record